AUGGCUGACUUUGCAAAAUCCAUCUUUGGUUUCAGUGGAUUCCACAAGAAGGACAAUAAUAAUCAAUCUUCCCAAUCACAAUCAUCGGAUGGUACAUCUCCACAUCCAGAAUACCAACAACAUCAACAACAACAACAACAUCAACAACCACAGCAGUUCAAUAAUCAAGUUGAUCCUUCUAAUACUAACAAAUUCUUACCAAAAGGAUUAGUAAAUGUGACUCCAACCACAGCUAUCGCUGAUAACUCCUUAGCAUAUGGUACUACAUCAACUAUUAAAUCAUCAAAUAACACUAAUACAGCUUUCCAUUAUCAACCGGUUGAGCCAUUUAGUGAUGGUCAACCUGUAAUCAUCACUACUGAUGAAAAAGGUCAAAAUUUAACUCAAAAUAAGAAUAAUUCUCAACCAAAAGGGAAAUUAAAGAUAACAAUCAUUGAAGGUAAAGAAAUCAUUGCAUCUCAACCUUAUGUCGUGUGUAGUUUUGAAAGUUCUGAAUUCGUUACCAAUGCUCCAGGAUCAUUUGGUAAAUCUCCAUCAUCAUUCAAUAGUCAUCUUAAACCUUUAUCAUCAACCAAUGCUGCAUUACCUAUGAGAAAUUCAUCAUCAUCUUCAUCCAAUAGACCAAGUUUAUAUUCAAGACAAUCUUCAAGUCAACAUUUAACUAUUGAUGCCAACAAUUCUAAUCCAAUUUGGAAUCAUGAUGCUUUAUUCGAUGUGGUGGGAUCGAAAUCAGAAUUAGAUAUAUCUGUUUAUGAUGCAGCUAGAGAUGAUGCAUUUUUAGGUCAUGUUCGUUUAUUUCCUUCCACGGUUCAAAAUAAAAAAGUUCCGGGUGAAUGGUUACAAUUAAAAGCUAGAAUCAUAGGUGAAAGAGUUUGUGGAUCUAUUAAAAUUAAAUAUGAAUAUACUUCCUUAGAUUCUAAAAAACUGUUUGGUCCUGAAGAUUUUGAAGUUUUAAGAUUAUUAGGUAAAGGUACUUUUGGACAAGUUUUCCAAGUUAAAAAGAAAGAUACUGAUAGAAUUUAUGCUAUGAAAGUUUUAUCCAAAAAAGUGAUUGUUAAAAAGAAGGAAAUUGCUCAUACUAUUGGAGAAAGAAAUAUUCUUGUUAGAACUUCAGCAGCAGCAUCACCAUUUAUUGUGGGAUUAAAAUUUUCAUUUCAAACUCCAACUGAUUUAUAUCUUGUGACUGAUUAUAUGUCAGGUGGGGAAUUAUUUUGGCAUUUACAAAAAGAAGGGAGAUUUCCUGAAGAUCGAGCUAAAUUUUAUAUUGCUGAAUUAAUCUUAGCUUUAGAACAUUUACAUGAUAAUGAUAUUGUUUAUCGUGAUUUAAAACCAGAAAAUAUCUUAUUAGAUGCUAAUGGUCAUAUUGCUCUUUGUGAUUUUGGACUUUCUAAAGCAAAUUUAAAUAAUGAUGGUACAACCAAUACUUUCUGUGGUACCACUGAAUAUUUAGCUCCUGAAGUUUUAUUAGAUGAAUCAGGUUAUACUAAGAUGGUUGAUUUUUGGUCAUUAGGAGUACUUAUAUUUGAAAUGUGUUGUGGUUGGUCACCAUUUUAUGCUGAUAAUACUCAACAAAUGUAUAAAAACAUUGCCUUUGGUAAAGUUCGUUUCCCUAAGGAAGUUUUAAGUCCAGAAGGUAGAUCAUUUGUUAAAGGAUUAUUAAAUAGAAAUCCAAAACAUAGAAUGGGUGCUUUAAGUGAUGCAAGAGAAUUAAAAGCUCAUGCAUUCUUUAAUGAUAUUGAUUGGAAUUUACUUAAAGCCAAAUCUAUCCCACCUCCAUUUAAACCUCAUUUAACAUCAGAAACUGAUACAUCUAAUUUUGAUCCUGAAUUUACUAAUGAAUCAACAUCCAUCUUAAAGAAACAAAUGGAAUUGGCUUCAACUCCAUUAUCACCAGGUGUACAAGCUAAGUUCAAAGGAUUCACCUAUGUUGAUGAUUCAACCAUUGAAGAACAUAUUGGGAAAUCUUAUAGACAUAAUACAUUUAAAAGUCCAGGCUCAUUUAUUCCAGGUAAUCCAAACUUACCACCUGAUGAAGAUGUCAUUGAAGAUGAAGGUAUCAAUGAAGAAGAUGAAAUGGACAUUGACGAAGAAAAUCAAAUGGAUGAUGAAUUCGUCAAUGGUCGUUUUGAUUUAUAA
This is a messenger RNA of Scheffersomyces coipomensis, 2136 nucleotides long. It is a transcript of the gene SCH9, whose product is annotated as serine/threonine protein kinase. The record is from RefSeq and is a predicted model, not a curated record. Gene Ontology annotation, cellular component: nucleus; cytoplasm. Bases 1 to 2136 code for a protein of 711 amino acids. The transcript has 3 exons. Gene Ontology annotation, biological process: protein phosphorylation. Lineage: Eukaryota; Fungi; Ascomycota; Pichiomycetes; Serinales; Debaryomycetaceae. Gene Ontology annotation, molecular function: ATP binding; protein serine/threonine kinase activity.